AUGUCUGAAAGUGGAGCAUCUUCCCCUGAAAUCCAAGAAACUCAUCAUAUAGACAUAAAUGACCUCUUGGAUCAAGAUGAACGCGACCUCCAUGUCUCUGCUAAUCGGAAAACCUUCCAAAUUACUGAAUCAGAUGAAGAGCAGCAAGAUAAGGUUGAAAGCAGUGGUCCUGAAGCUAGUAUAGAUGAGGAAGAUUCUGAAGAGAUUGAGGCGGAGGCCGAAGUAGAAACAUUUUACCACGAUUUGAAUGAUGAGGAACCGGACAAUGAGGCGCGCCCUCCCUCUCCUCAGCCUUCUCCUAAUCCUUAUGCCCAUCCUAGAAUUUCUGACCAUGAAUUAGAUUUUGAUUGGGACGAAGAUAAGGAGAUUCGAGAAACCGUAAAAACUAAGGCUCGCAAAAGGGCUGAUAUGUCGCUCCCCGCGGGAUUUGGCGUGAAAGGGGGGCGCGCCACCAAUGUGGGCGCGUCCGGUUCAAAACAGACGCCAAAAGUGUCCGUUAGCCAACAGGCUAAAAAGCCUCCCUCUCCUAAGAAGAAGGUCCAGGAGAAGAGGAGGAAUCAAGAGUUGGAGGUACAUUCCUCAAAAAAAUCGAAGCUGCAAGAAUCUCCUUCUGGGUUUCCUUAUGACGCUCCAGUGACAGCUGCUGGCGACUGGUUUGCUAAGGUAGCAGACGGUUAUAUUGAGCCUUCUAAGUUCACGAGCUGGCAGCAGAGAAAUGGCGAGCAGGCGGCCGAUGCAUGUAGGCGCGCCGCCGCAGAAUUGUUCUUUCAUUUGACCUGCAACCCCUCAGACACCGAGAAACUCAGGGCGAGCCUCGAUGCUGCCAGGGAAGAAAAUACUAAGAUGAAGCAAGUGCUAGCUGAGGCUGAGAAGGAUAAGGCUGAGCUGGAAAAGUUUAAGACUAGAGCCAUUAAGGAUAUCUCCAGGCUGAAGUCAGAUGCUGAUAACCUUAGGACGGAGCUAAACAAGACAGCCCAAGACUUGUCCAAUGCUGGCGAGACAGUUGUCUCUUUGGAGAAGAAGAUUGAAGAGUUGGAGAGGCAGCAAGCUGAGACCAACCGCCUUGCUUAUGCAGAUGGAUUUAGGAGUUACGUUACUGGCUUUCUUGCUGUAGACCCUGACUAUGACUGGAGUAGAUUUGUUCCUGCCACCAGAACAUGGAUCGAAGAGUUCAAAGUGGAACAAGCCCAAGCUAUUGAGGAGAGGAGGUUGGAGAUUGAAUUAGAGGCUGCAUCUGACUCUGCCAAGAAAUUUCUGGAACAACCUUCUCCACAAGAGGCGCGCCUAGAUGUUCAAGAUGAGGCGCGCCAAUUGGGUCAAGAAUCUCAAGAGAAUCAAAUCCCUAGAAUCCAAUCUGGUGGUGAUACUCUCCAGGAACCUUUGACUGUUGAGACGGCUGAGAUGACCGGGUCACAACCUAACAUUCCUGACUCUUCUCAGGAUCAGGUCUAA
Molecule: messenger RNA, 1452 nt
Organism: Daucus carota subsp. sativus
Lineage: Eukaryota; Viridiplantae; Streptophyta; Magnoliopsida; Apiales; Apiaceae
Exons: 2
Coding region: 1-1452 (483 amino acids)
Source: RefSeq, a predicted model, not a curated record